GGAGGAGGUGUAUCACCAGUAUCAGCCAUGAGGUGGCACUAAACAUUCAAGUCUUUGCAUCUUUGGGAAGCCGGUGAGAAGUCAGUGAAAGGAGGGGUAUAGGAGGAGCUGAAAGCUAGAGCACUGAAAUCAUUUUACCUCUUGAGACUAUAAAUAGGCAGGUCCUUGGUAACUAAUUUAUAAUACAAGCAGCCCUGUCUUUUUGGAUGUGAAUUGUGCAUUUCUCCUGACAUGGCACCUACAACUGCAAAAAACGUAAGAAGCUUUGAUGAUGUAUGGACAAAGCAAAAGAAACUUCUGACACCCAGACGAACAUAUUCAAGGUCUGAAGAGAAACAGGAUCAGAACAAAUAACAGGACUUGGAACGUCCACAUUUCUGGAAACUGCCUUUCCAAGAUUAUGUUCUGACAAGACUGCCAGACUGAAAAGACGAUUUUCAAAGGGCAUAAUUGCCAGCAGAGAUGAAUUUAUCUGACCAACCCAACUUUCUAGACCCUAACUUCACUCCUCUUGGGAGCAACUUCACCAUCCCUACAGCAAGGACAAAUCCAUCAACAUGUGACCAAGUAGCUAUAGCAGCUGAAGUGUUUCUCAUGCUUGGCAUUGUUAGCCUUCUUGAAAACAUCCUUGUCAUCUGUGCCAUAGUUAAGAACAAGAACUUGCACUCUCCUAUGUAUUUCUUUGUAUGCAGCUUAGCGGUUGCUGACAUGCUGGUCAGUGUGUCAAAUGCCUGGGAGACUAUAACUAUAUAUUUAUUAAAUAAUAGGCAUCUUAUUAUUGAAGAUGCUUUUGUACGUCACAUAGAUAAUGUUUUUGAUUCAAUGAUAUGCAUAUCUGUGGUGGCUUCCAUGUGCAGUUUGCUAGCUAUAGCUGUUGACAGGUACAUCACCAUCUUCUAUGCCCUCCGUUAUCAUAAUAUCAUGACUGUGAGAAGAUCAGGGCUCAUCAUUGCAUGCAUAUGGACUUUCUGCACUGGCUGUGGAAUCAUCUUCAUCCUUUAUUAUGAAUCAAAGUAUGUAAUCAUGUGUCUCAUCACAAUGUUUUUCACCAUGUUGUUUCUCAUGGUUUCUCUCUACAUACACAUGUUUCUUUUGGCUCGUACUCAUGUUAAGAGGAUAGCAGCUUUGCCAGGAUAUAAUUCUGUCCAUCAAAGGACUAGCAUGAAAGGGGCUAUCACUGUGACAAUACUGCUGGGUAUCUUCAUUGUAUGCUGGGCUCCCUUUUUCCUCCAUCUCAUCCUGAUGAUCUCCUGCCCUCAGAACCUCUACUGUGUUUGCUUCAUGUCUCACUUCAACAUGUACCUCAUUCUCAUAAUGUGCAAUUCAGUUAUUGAUCCCUUGAUCUAUGCCUUUCGGAGCCAGGAAAUGUGGAAAACUUUUAAGGAGAUCAUCUGCUGUUAUAGCAUAAGCAUGGCCUGUGGACUACCCAGCAAGUAUUAGAAAACAGAUUUGGAUCUCAUACUGUAAGAACUUUUUAAGAAAUAACAGUUAGCCUAAACACAGUUACCUGAAAGCUCAUUCAGUGGUGCUUAUUUGUGAAUAAACAUGCAUAGGGUUGUCUGUUAGUUCACAAACUAAAUUAUUGAUUUUAUCUUCUUGUUCCUUAUGGGCCGCUACACUUUUAACUUGUGAUCCUUGUUGACAGUUUGUGUGGGAAACAAGCAUUUUUCUAUUUGUAAUACCAUUUUUGGAUGAUUUUCUCUUCCUUGAGCAAGCAUGAAUAUGAUACAUGUUAAUUAUUUACAGAAAUGCAAACAAUUGUUUGGUUUGGUUUUAUAAUGGUAGACAGAUAUAGUAAAUUGUCUUUGUACUUCCUGAAAUCCAGAUGAGUCUUUUAAACAACCAAUACUUAAGAAUCACAUUGUUCCCUAAAAAAAUGUCUUUGCUGAACUCUAUGCAUGAAUGUAAUUUAUAAAUAAUUUAAAAAUAUCAGGAUCUAUGUGACUCAGCCUCCAUGAGAAUGGUCAAAGAAUAUCCAUAUGUAAACUCAGUUCUUUAUGGGAAAAGAGAAGCCAAAGUAUAAGAAAAGCACAAUAGAUUACUAAAUGUAAGUAAAAUAAUUUCAUAUUUAUUUAAAAAUGUAUAAAGCCACCCAACUCUAUGAUUAUGUGUAGUAUGAAUUCUUUGAUAUUUACUGAUAUCUGUUCUAUUGUGUCCUUUUCUUUUUCUUAUCUAUGAAAAACAGCUAAGAAUAACCUGUCCUCUA
Candoia aspera is the source of this 2206-nucleotide messenger RNA. RefSeq names its product melanocortin 5 receptor (gene MC5R). Gene Ontology annotation, cellular component: plasma membrane; cytoplasm. Gene Ontology annotation, biological process: regulation of metabolic process; adenylate cyclase-activating G protein-coupled receptor signaling pathway. Bases 463 to 1440 code for a protein of 325 amino acids. Gene Ontology annotation, molecular function: melanocortin receptor activity. Lineage: Eukaryota; Metazoa; Chordata; Lepidosauria; Squamata; Candoiidae. The record is from RefSeq and is a predicted model, not a curated record. The transcript is spliced from 2 exons.